AUGGAUAUGCCGAUGUCACACAUAUUUGGUGGAAAGGAUCCUUUUGAUGAUCCAUUCUUCACGCGCCCAAUUGGGGGCUUGUUUGGGUCCAGCAUGUUUGAGUCAAAUGCUCCUUCUGGUGUUUCAUCUCCUAUUGGUAAGCUUAAGAGACCCAUUAUUGAGGAGCUAGACAGUGAUGAGGAAGAAAUGGGUAGUGAUGGGGAGAAGAGGGAUAGAGAUGAACAAACUGCAAACCAAAAUCCACUGGUUGAGCACCCAGAGGACCAAGUCCAUGCAGACAAUGACACCGUCGGAAGUAAGAGCAGCAGCAAAGAAUUAGCCAAUAUCCCCAAAUCAUCUCACCGUAGUAAGUUGGGAGGGGAAGCAACCCGAACUGAGGGUGUCAGCUUUCAGAGAGUCAGUUAUGGAGGCAUAAAUGGGAAUUACUACACUGCUUCAACAACCCGAAGAACAGGAAAAGAUGGAGUUGUGUUGGAAGAGAGAAGGGAAGCUGAUUCAACAACCGGUCAAGCAACUCAUCGUCUCUCAAAAGGCAUUCAUGACAGGGGUCAUUCAGUCAUGAGGAAACUUAAUUCAGAUGGUAAAGUGGACACAAUACAGACAUUGCAUAACUUGGAAGAAGAUGAGUUAGCUAAUUUUGAACGAAGCUGGAAAGGAAAUGCUGAUAAACUCGUGCCAGGAUGGGAUAACGGUUUCAAUUUUCCUUCAACUACUGGUGCUGCGGGUAGCCGGCUUACUCCCUGGAGCGGCUGGGAUGUACCGUUUAGGAACCAUUUUGGGAGGAAUGCCGGUUUCAGAAGUGGACCUGAUGCUCCAGCUCAUCCUAAUGAAGGAAGACCUAAGAAAGUCGUAACCAUUCCCAUAGAAUAAGUAGUAGUAGUAGUAGUAGUACAUCGCAGGAAGCAUGUCAGUGGGAAGCUUUCUGUAGGCUUGAAGAUUAGCAAACGUUAAAAAGAGUCUUGAGCUGUCCAGUUAUUCUUGGUAAUUCUUGUGUUUUAUCAUAUCUUCGAGAGCUCUUAUGUGAGAACUGAAUUGUUCGGGUAGCUUUAGUUAAUUGUGUCAGCGUUGUUCAUUUAUCGCAAGAUCGUUGCCUUAGCUCUUUUUGAGGAAAUAAAAACUGUUUCCAGGAUAGAAUUUCUUCUGGUAAACCUUUCCGAAAAAAUAACCCCGAUAAUUUUAUCCUUAUCUGAUCAUCUGAGUCGAUUUAACCCUACUUGGCACAAAAUUUACAGAAUAUUUCACCAGGCAGGCACAUGAAAAUGCUUAAUCACCAAGUUGUAGUCAGUUGUUUCCUCGAAGGAAUACACUUGGGGUAGUAUUGUCUAUGUAUUAGUACGUCCGGAACAAAAACUAAAAUAAAGAGACAAAUAUAAAGCGAUAUGGAUAUGGCUUUUAGACCGCAAACGCAGAAACAGCCCAAGAUAACUCUAGUUGGCUUGAAAGUUGGGGAAGUUGGGGACACUUGAAAUGGUAAAGACAACGGGUCUAUGAGAACCACAAUCUUUGUUUCUAGAUGGGUUUGAUGACGACGAUGGCAUGAUCCAGGAGGAUGAGUCCACAUUCUUCAUUCUUUUGCGAUGCCCUUUUCCUGGCCACGGGCUGUCAAUGAGGAGGAUUUUGGGAAAAAGGUGUAAAAGAUAAGCACCCACAAAUAAUCCCUGGCUUUUCCAAAUGCGUCCCCUGCUUUAUACAUCAAAGUUUCGAUGCCUCUUUUCAUCAAAGGAAAGCCAAUCCUUUGUUUCCCCGUUUCGCAACUUUCAUCAUUCCACUCAAACAAAUUAAAAAGAUCAUUUUGUCUCAUUGACACUUCUGAAGAAAAAGAGGUUGAAGUAUAAAAAACGUCUUUUAACCAUAUUUUAUGGUGAAAUCAAGUUGGUUACUGAAAUAAAGUUAAUCAACUCGAACCACUGAACAUUUAGUUCGUGCGAGAAGCUACCUGAAAGGUUGAAACUUUAUUUCACUUCGCGAGAAUCCCAGAUCUUGGAAUCAUGUUGUUGUGACCAUGGUGGUUUCAUUGUAGUCCAUGAUUUUGAGAUAAUCAAUCCAAGUGUCAUCACUAUCAUUGCUGCCCUCAUUUGUCCAAAAGUAAAGAUGAAUUUGGUCAUUUUCAUACAAGAUCCAAUGCAAGAUGCACCACUUGGCCAACCAAAUUGUUUAAAAGAAAAGAUGGCAUUAUCACCACGCGUUAAAAGCCAUCAGCAAAACUGAAAUAUCAAACCUUGAGUAAACAGCAUGGGGCACUUGCAAGCAAAUUGCAGGUUUCCACAGCUGCACAAAUAGGAUCUCGAAACGGGAGAAUAAGAUUAAAAAGAAAAGGUUUGGUGCUUCACUGCUGGUGGAAGCAUUUCACAAAGGAAAAAUACAAAAGUAAAGAUAAAAGGUUCACCAACUCAUCUGAUCCCAUAAUCAGGAUCAUUUGAGUGGGUGGCGAAACUGCAAACAGCAAGAUUCCAGGACAAACGGAGAUCAGAAGAUCAAACUCAACAACAAACAGCCAGACCCGACACAAUAACGAUACAGGAUCCUAAAAUCCUACUUUUGGCUUUUGCAAAAAGAAGUAAAGAGCACCACAGGACACAGCGCAUCCUUAACAGGGAAAAAGAAGAAGAAGAAUGCAACAAAGAUUAUAGAAUCAAAGUGAAGGUCCUACAGAAGAUCGAGUGACUAUAAUAUAUAGACAAGUCAAUGAAUUUAAAAUAGACCAUGAAACCAAGAAUACUCAAAUUGGCUGCGAAUGCCAUAAUUCAUUAAUCAAGAAAUUACAUCAAAGUCUACAAAAAAGGAGUCAAACUACAUAAUGCGGAAUUUCAGAAGUAGACCACAGACAAUCAUUGGGAUUAAAACGAACUUCAGAACCGAACUUACAUCAGCAUCAGAAGACUCAUUCGGUCCCAAUUUUCCACCUACUGCAGAAUUAUUCUGUGAUCUUUGAAAUGGAAAAUGCAGAUAAAAAGACCUGCUAACAUAGCAUUUAUAAUUAACCAAAGUUGAAAAACAGACGACCUCAACCACAAACUGACGAAUAGAUGGAACCAAAAGUGAAGAGAAUGCCGCGGGAAGGGGUGCUCGUCCUCCUCAAGCCAUGCAGUAGGCAGUCCACUGCUCAUCCUCAACCGUGCCGGCAGCAGCAACAGCUUCAGUGGCACUAUAAGUCUCAUCCUUGCAAUAAUAGAAACCAUUAUUAUUGGCAGUGGCGGCAGUCAAGCAGCAAGAGGAAGCCGGCAAGAGAUAAGGCAUGUUAUGGAAGCAUUGAGCGAGGCCACUUGCCAAUGCCCCUAUACCACCACCAUUACUGUCGUCAACCACAACUUCAUCAUGCACAAACUCCUCUGCACGAUGCUUCAGGGUCUCAAACAUAAGCUCAGGUUCAUGCUGCAUAACCCGUAGAACAUCCCCGCAAGAAAGUCCAGGAACAGCACGAGUCACAGCAAAACUGUGAGGCCCGUCACUCUGUAACACCCGCACGACACUAGGACCCCCAAACAGGUUGUGGAAUCCGCCUAGGGCUUCUUCAUAAGCCCCGCCCAGAAACAUGCCCAGAUAAUAUCCAUUUCCGUUGCCUUUGCCUUCAAUCUCAUGGAGGGGAAGGCUGGAUUCACCCCCAAUGAACUUAUUGAUUUUUCCAUCACUAUCACAAGUCAGGUCUGAUAAAAUUCCCCGUACCCCCGGCUUCUCCUCCAGGCGGUGAAUCGGGAUUACAGGGAAAAGCUGACCGAUGGCCCAAAAAUCAGGAAUGGAAGUGAAUAUUGAGAGAUUGACAUGGUAAGUACGCACUUGAUCAGACACUCCCACUGCAUUUGAAACAUACUCGCAAAGCCCAUCAACAGCUGCGAGCUGUUCCAUAUCUAAAGUUCCUUCCUUGAACUGCUCAACACACCUUUGCUUAAGCUGAUCAGCAUAAGCCAAACAAGUAUCGUACUCACCCCGGACAGCAGCAGAAUACAAAUUCCAGUAAUCAGCACGGCCUUCUUCAUUGAGACCCUCAGCAAAGUAUUCAAGUCCAAGGGAGGAUACCUGAGGAAUCUCUUUGGAGGUGGCGGAAACAGCUUCAAAUAUCAAAAUUGAGUGAUGGGAUACAAUUGCUCGGCCACUUUCGCUGCACAGAAUUGGGUGCCUCACGCCCUUGCGGUCACACACAAACCGCACAGCCUGCACCACAGCAGAGGCAUAUUCCUGGAGGGAAUAGGCAACCGAGACGUCGGAAUCAGCUGACUUUGAACCGUCAUAGUCAAUCCCAAGGCCUCCACCAAUGUCAAUUACUUUCAUUCCGGCACCCAAGCGAACUAGUUCACUGUAAAUCUGUGCAGCCUCCCCAACGCCAUCAGCUAAUAGGGUUGUGGAAGGGAUCUGAGAUCCAAUAUGAAAAUGCAGCAAUUGAAGACAAUCCAACAUUCCAGAUUGUUCCAGUUUCUUCACCACGCGGAGGAUUUGAGUGGUUGUCAAUCCAAACUUGCCUUUCUCCCCAGAUGUUGACCCAAAAUGACCAGAAUGCUUGGUCCUGAGCUUGGCCCGAACACCAAUCACGGGUCGGACUGCCAGCUUCUUGCUUAGAUCAAUCACCAGAUCGAUUUCCUCCUCCUGUUCGAGUACAAUUACGGUAUUCAAGCACAACUUCCGAGCAACCAAGGCGAGAGAAAUAUACUCCGUGUCUUUGAAGCCGUUGCAAACCAAGAAAGCAUCCGGGCUUCCUUUGCAAAGGCAGCUCAUUGCCAACAGGAGCUCCGGUUUAGACCCGGCUUCCAACCCGAACCGGAAAGGGGCUCCAAAUCUGACGAUAUCAUCGACCACAAAGCGGUCCUGAUUGCAUUUGACCGGGUAAACGCCUUGGUAGUGGGCCCCAUAGCCCUGGGAUUGGACUGCGAAAUCAAAAGCGGACUGGAGAGAUUCAAGGCGGUUCUUGAGGACGUCGGGAAAACGUACAAUGAGGGGGAGCUGCAACCCGAGUCCGCCAUUGGAUGUCGGGUCCGAUGCCUUUUUCACCACUUUGAGGAGGUCAAUCUCCUGGUGGGAAAGGGUAUCAACGCCGUGAGGACGGACGGCGAUGUUGCCGCUGGAGUUGACGGCGAAGUAAGGCGCACCCCAUCCAUCCACUUUGUAAAUCUCAGCCGAAAGGGAAGGCGACCAUGUGGUGGAGACGUCAAUGUCGGCUGUGGCUGCGGCGGCGGCGGCGGAGUUUGUCGACUGAGGUACGCCGGCGACGGCUGAGAUUGCAGAGUUUAAAAACCCAGAAUCAACCGCCGGCGCGGGAAGAGUGCUAUCCCUAGCAAAUCCGUAACCAGGUGGAGCAGCUACGGCGGCGUCUACACAACACGCGAGCGCCGGCAUCUCUUCCCCGAUCUGUUUCAAGCUUUGUUUAAAAUUCGAAAGAAAAAAAAAAGAAUGAAAGAAUGGUUAAUAAUCUAUGGAGGGAUUAUACAGUUAAAUCGGUGGACGAAGGGCAAAAUUUUCCUUCUUCCCGUCUUUAUUUUUCAAUAAUAAUAUUUAUUUAUUUUUGGUUGUAAUAGGUGGGGGCUUUAGAACCCGCCGAGGCCGGAGCCCCGGCUACCCCCUCAAAAGAAGCAAAAAAGGAUCUGAAUCAAAAGAUAACCAAACCCAGAUUCACGGUUACAGAACACAGAAAUCCCCACGCCUGCCCCUCAGAAGAAGUGGAUUAUGGAUUUACGAAUUGAAAACGGAAGAAACGCAAAAAAAAUGACACAAUUUUAUGCACCGAACAAGGAUUCUAUCAUGCAGAUCUUAGAAUUCUGGUUAAAAUAAAUAAAAGCAGCGGAAACCGGAAGAGGUAGGUGGUGGAGGAGGAAGGAGGCGAGGAUGGCGGGAGAAAGCCGGAAACCUAACGGCUACGAGUGGGGGGGAAAUGGGCGCCUAGGGUUUUCUUAUUUUGCGUUUUAGUGAGGAAAUAAAAACGCAAAAAAUAAGCGGAGUGAGCGAAGAAAGGGAAGAGCGCGGAGGCUAAUUU
Molecule: messenger RNA, 5959 nt
Organism: Oldenlandia corymbosa var. corymbosa
Lineage: Eukaryota; Viridiplantae; Streptophyta; Magnoliopsida; Gentianales; Rubiaceae
Source: the annotation of a GenBank genome assembly